Messenger RNA from Cynara cardunculus var. scolymus (artichoke), 1971 nucleotides. RefSeq names its product L-type lectin-domain containing receptor kinase IX.1-like. The transcript has a single exon. Bases 1 to 1971 code for a protein of 656 amino acids. Gene Ontology annotation, biological process: protein phosphorylation. Lineage: Eukaryota; Viridiplantae; Streptophyta; Magnoliopsida; Asterales; Asteraceae. The record is from RefSeq and is a predicted model, not a curated record. Gene Ontology annotation, molecular function: protein kinase activity; carbohydrate binding; ATP binding. Gene Ontology annotation, cellular component: plasma membrane.
AUGGCUACAUCUUUCACAUGUUCAUCAUCUCCACGUCUCCAAAUUGCUUGUAUCAUUCUCUUUAUCUGUAGUUCCUUCUUCUUCUUGCCUUUGUCUGAAUCAAUACAUUUUGAGAUCCAUGAUUUUGAUGCAAGAAAUAUGGUCUAUUCAGGUGAUGCAGUACCUUUUUCUGGAGACAUAUGGUUCAACCGAGUUGACAAUGACAUUAGUGUUGGCCAAGCCAAAUACUCCGAUGCAGUCCAGAUAUGGGACAGCAAAUCUGGGAAGCUCGUAGAUUUCACUACGAACUUCACUUUCAUCAUCGAUACAAAAGGCCAAUCGCUUUACGGCGAUGGGUUCGCUUUCUUUCUUGCACCAGUCGGCUUCGAAAUCGUACCCAACUCAGCUGGUUCCUAUUUAGGUGUGUUCAACACCACUACCACCGACUCGCCCGGAAGCCAAAUGAUUGUCGUUGAGUUCGAUAGUUUCGUAAACUCAUGGGAUCCUCCAUUUGAACAUGUGGGCAUAAACAUGAACUCUAUUCAUUCUGUUGAAUACAUUCCUUGGAAUGCUAGUUUGCACAGCGGACGUUCUGCAGAUGCUUCGAUUUCUUACAGCGCUACCACCCAGAUGCUGAGCAUAUCUUGGCGCUAUGCGGUUGAAUCUACUUCUACAGAAAACAACGUUCUUUCUUAUCAAGUUGAUCUAAGAGAAGCUCUUCCCGAAUGGGUAACGAUUGGAUUUUCGGGUGCCACGGGUUCAUUUGUUGAGACGCAUAUCCUUCGAUAUUGGGAGUUCAAUUCAAGCUUCAAUACUAUAAGUGAAGAUACCUCAAACAAAAGCAAACUGGUACUGGGCUUAGCAGUCCCUGUUGGUGUUCUAGUUAUAGGAGGCAUAGUAGCAUGUAUUGUACUUUGGAGAAGACAAAGAAGAUCUACAGAAGAAUCGCUAGAGACGGUUACUGUGGCACCAUCGAUAAACGAUGAUCUUGAAGGAGGUGCAGGACCCAAAAGAUUUUCAUACAACGAUCUCACUUUGGCUACCAACAACUUCUCAGAUGAUCAUAAGUUGGGCGAGGGAGGAUUUGGGUGUGUCUACAAGGGCUACUUAUUCCGUGAAGGCAUGCCGAUAGCUGUCAAGAAGAUAUCUCAAGGUUCUAAACAGGGAAAGAAAGAGUAUUUAGCUGAAGUGAAGAUCAUCAGCAUUUUAAGGCAUCGAAACUUGGUGCAACUCCUCGGUUGGUGCCAUGAUCAAACACAAUUCUUGCUCGUCUAUGAGUUUUUGCCUAACGGCAGCCUUGACUCUCAUCUCUUCCGCAAAAAGACUACCCUUGAGUGGGCCGUGAGGUACAAGAUCGCUCUAGGUUUAGCUUCAGCUUUGCUCUAUCUCCAUGAAGAGUGUGAACAAUGCGUGGUGCAUCGAGAUAUCAAAACGAGCAACAUCUUGCUCGAUUCAGGAUUCAACGUGAAGCUGGGAGACUUCGGAUUGGCUCGAGUUUCGGACCAUGAAUUGGGUUUACAAACAACUGGUUUAGCCGGAACUUUAGGGUACAUGGCUCCUGAGUAUGCAAUAACAGGAAAGGCCAGCAAAGAGUCGGAUGUGUAUAGCUUCGGGGUUGUUGCAUUAGAGAUCGCUUGUGGGAGGAAGGCAAUGGAUAAUGUCGACAAAGAUCCUGAUGUGGGAUUGGUUCAGUGGGUUUGGCGUUUACUCGGAAAACAUGAGCUGUUUUCCGGUGUGGACCAUAUGUUGAAUAACAAGUUUGAUGCGAAACAAGUCGAGUGUUUGAUGUUAGUGGGGUUAUGGUGUGCACACCCUGACCGGAGUAUGAGGCCAUCCAUCCGGAGAGCAAUUCAGGUGCUCAAGUUCGAGGGUUCAAUCCCAAAUCUUCCGAAGGUGAUGCCAGUGCCCAUGUACUUCGUAGCACCAGAUGCCCUUGAAGACGGUUCAACUGGCGCAACCAUGACCACCUCUAGCAUUGAUCUUGCACGAUGA